AUGCCCAAGCAAUAUACCCUUCUCGGACGCUCCCUACCCCGCCUCAGCGCCCGUCGCCUUUCCUUCCUCCUCGUCUGCUUUUCCAUCUUUGCCGUUCUGUCCCUCCUCAUCAGCCUGCCGAACGCCCUGUCGCCCGAUUCGCAGCUCACCAGAUACACUGGGCACAUCCCAAAGAUUCCCACGAUCAAGAACCCAUUCGCCCAGAGCGUCCUCAACCCCUUCAAGCAGCCCUCCCACCCGCCGCCGCGCCAGAAGAACGAUACCUACGAUGAGAGCUCCUGGUGGGCCGACUGGAAGUGGCUCUCCGUGCCCUUCUCCUCCUCCUUGACCCUCGACGAAGACCGCUCGCUGCUGCCUCCCUUGAAAGAGCGGCCCCCUAUCUACUGCUACUACGAUGCGACCAUCAAGAAGGAUGAUGCCGUCAAGGACGCCGAGAGCGAUCUGUUGCUCACCUGGAGGAGGGCAUGGUGGGCGCAGGGUUUCAGGCCCGUCAUCCUGAGCGCUGCCGAGGCCAUGCAGAACCCUCUGUUCCCCGACGUCCAGCGCGCCACCUUGGACCCCGCCUUCAGGGCAGACUUGAUGCGCUGGCUGGCCUGGGAGAACAUGGGCGGCGGCCUGCUGACAUACUACACAACGCUGCCCAUGGGCUCGCGCGAGGACCCUCUGCUGGCCUCGUUUCGCCGCGCCGAGUACCCCAAGCUGACGCGCUGGGAGAAGCUCGGCAGCGGACUGCUCGCCGGGCCGCAGACCGAGGUGGCCGCCGUUAUCAAGGAGAUCCUGGCCAGUGACAAGGCCGCCGAAGCCAAGGACCUGCUUGCUAAUGUGUCCAAGAACACCUUCAUCAUCGACAAGAAGCCUGCAGCCAUCGCAUGGUACGACGCCAACACCGUUGAGGGCAAGUUCGCCAAGGUCGCCACGGCCAUUGUGGAGGAUCCGGCCAAGGGGCUCAGGAGCCUCAACCAGCUCAUCAACAGCCACCUCCACACGACGUGGCAGAACACGUUCACAAGCGGCAUUGCCGUCCUCAAACCCCUGCCCCACCACUCUACCUACAUGGUUACCGACGCCUGGGACCUCGCCGAGGACCUCUCCCAGUGCUCUCCCUCGCCCAUGGUGGCCUCCUGUCCACCGAACAACCCAAACUGCUCGCCAUGCGUCUCGACGACGCCCAUGCACAUUGGCACCCCGGCCCGCUACCGCAACUCCUCGACCCUCUACACGAUCGGCACCGUGCCCCACCCCUACACAACGGCCGUCAUGACCCAGAUGAGCACAUCGAUCACCGUCCGCUGGAUCCGCCGCGAGUCGCCCCGCGACCCCUGGCUCGCCGCGGCCACCAUU
Molecule: messenger RNA, 1341 nt
Organism: Verticillium alfalfae VaMs.102
Lineage: Eukaryota; Fungi; Ascomycota; Sordariomycetes; Glomerellales; Plectosphaerellaceae
Exons: 1
Source: RefSeq, a predicted model, not a curated record